AUGAAGUUGAAAAGCAUCGCCGCCUUCGGGUGCUUUGUAGCAUGUGCUGCUGCCAGAGUGGGACAUCAAGAUGCGGAAGUCCCAAGCCAGGACCUCCAAUCACAAAAGCCCAACUUUCUAUUCAUCAUGACAGAUGACCAGGACCUCAUGCUGGACUCGCUUUCAUUCACUCCUUUGACUGUGAACCACAUGACAAAGAAAGGCACGACAUUUGCCAACCAUUUUGUGACAACUGCUUUGUGCUGUCCGUCUCGCGUCAGUCUGCUCACCGGUCGUCAAGCCCAUAACACCAAUGUAACCGAUGUCAAUCCACCCUGGGGGGGAUAUCCUAAAUUCCUUGAGCGUGGCUUCAACGAGAAUUAUCUACCUGUGUGGAUGCAACAGGCCGGCUACGACACCUACUAUACAGGGAAAUUGAUGAACUCACAUUCCCUUGAAAACUAUGAUAGCCCCCAUGCUGCAGGAUUCAAUGGAUCUGAUUUUGUCUUGGACCCUUACACCUACGACUACAUGAACACCACCUAUCAACGCAAUCAUGACAAACCUGUCAGUUAUCUUGGUCGUCAUACGACCGAGGUUCUGCGUGAGAAGGCAAUGGGAUUCCUAAACGAUGCUUUGGAAGGAGAAAGGCCUUUCUUUAUGACAGUGACACCCAUUGCACCACAUUCAAACAUGAACGGAACCUAUGGAGGUGGUGCCGGCCCACUGUGGAUGGAUGAGCCCAUUCCCGAAGAGCGCCACAAGCAUCUCUUUCCCGACGCGAAAGUUCCUCGAACAGCUAACUUCAAUCCUCGGCAUCCAACCGGCGUAAGCUGGAUUCACGAUCUUCCAUACCGAAACCAGUCCGUGAUCGACUAUAACGAUCACUACUAUCGCCAGCGUCUCCGGGCUCUUCAAGGUGUCGAUGAGCUGGUUGAUAACCUGGUCACACGGCUGGAAGAGUCCGGGAAAAUAAACAAUACUUUCAUCAUCUACACAUCAGACAAUGGCUUCCAUAUCUCCCAGCACCGCCUUCCACCUGGCAAGACCUGUGGUUUUGAGGAGGAUAUUCGCGUUCCUUUCAUGAUUCGUGGGCCCAAUAUCCCUGAAAACCACGUCGAUAAUACUGUUACCACACAUAUCGACAUUGCCCCUACUCUCUUCAAGCUUGCGGGCAUCUCUCUGAGGUCUGACUUUGAUGGUACUCCGAUGCCAAUAUAUAAAACAAUUGGAGAUACCCAUGAGCAUGUUGCAGUUGAAUACUGGGGACGGGGGAUGCUUGAGGGCGGACUGUCAAAUCUCGGAACUCCCACUGUGCCAAACAACACCUACAAAGCCGUUCGUAUACUUGCCGCUGAGUACAACCUGUUCUUCUCGGUGUGGUGUAAUAAUGAGCAUGAGCUUUAUGACUUGAGCACGGACCCCUUCCAGGUGAAAAAUCUUUGGAAUUCAAAUUCAAAGCAGAGCCUGGUUCUUGGAUACUCAAUAUCCAGCGUCGUUUCGAGGCUCGAUGCUCUGCUGCUGGUGCUUAAGUCGUGUCAAGGCCCUGAGUGCAUCAAGCCUUGGAGUACUUUGCACCCGGAUGGUGACGUGACAAGUCUUAAAGAAGCUAUGGAUUCCAAAUUCGAUCAAUUUUAUCGCUCCCAGCCGAAGGUAUCUUUUGAUCGCUGCGUGUAUGGCUACGAGAUCGAUGUCGAGGGACCGCAGGAGGCAUUUGCUUUCAAGAACGGGUACAGUUUGGAUGAUUGGGUCUAG
Penicillium argentinense is the source of this 1734-nucleotide messenger RNA. Its product is annotated as sulfatase family protein. The record is from RefSeq and is a predicted model, not a curated record. Gene Ontology annotation, biological process: phenol-containing compound metabolic process. Bases 1 to 1734 code for a protein of 577 amino acids. Lineage: Eukaryota; Fungi; Ascomycota; Eurotiomycetes; Eurotiales; Aspergillaceae. Gene Ontology annotation, molecular function: glycosaminoglycan binding; N-acetylglucosamine-6-sulfatase activity; arylsulfatase activity. The transcript has 5 exons.